GCGGCGUGUUUAGGCGGAAAAAACCGCUUUUAGCUCGAAAAUCGCCAAAAAGCGCAUGUUAGCGCUGAAAAAGCGCUUAAAGGUGCUAAACCCCGCUACGGAACCCGACCCGAACCCGACCCGUACCCAAUUUACAUAAACCCCUCUCACCGCUGUUUCCCAAACCCACCUGUGCCCUAGCCGCUUCUCUCCCAAGCGACGACUUCCACCGGCGACGACUUCCACCGCCGUCAACGCCACCUCCGGGCUCCGAUCAACACUCCUGAACCAGCAGCACCUUUGAUCAAGCCAUCUUUCUCUCUCUCCAGUCAAGCCCUUCUCUUUCACGGUCCUCCGGUGACGAAGUCCAGCGCCGUCAACGCCGCCUCCGAUCAUCGUCGCACCCCGCACCAACAACACCUCUGGAGUCCGGUGAAGCCCAUCUUUCUCUCUCUCUCUCUCUUUAGGGCUUUGAAUUAUCUCUCGUUCCUGAUCUUGUAAUCUAAUGAAGAUUUGUGUUUUCUUUCCUUUUCUUUUUCUUAUUUCUUUUUGGAGUUGGAUGCAGCCUAUCGAACUAGAUAUCCAGAAUUUUCAAUCUCUUUUUUUUUAAUAUUUGACAGAUGUUAGUUAAUUUACUCAUUGCGAUAAAAUAAAUCAGAUAGAGCUUGCACAAAGGUCAAAAUGGGGAAAUGUUAUUCUUAAAAAUUUUGUUUAAUUUUGUAAGUAGAAGGGAGAACUCAUGCACAUAGUUAUGAACCUAGCCAACUUAACUUUUUGAGUUUUGUCUUUUUUUAGUUUCAGUUGCAAAUAACGCAUCUUACUAUCCCCAGUCCUUCUCUCCCCAGUCCUUCUCUACAUUGACUUCAUAAUGAACUCUUAACGUCAUGGUUACAAGUAUAAUUAGUUUCUGUUCCCUUGCUUUAACCUUCUUCAAGUUCUGAAGAGGUGAAAAUAUUUUGUCUCAUCUGGCAUGCACUUGCAUUUCUAGGCCUUUAAACAUUUUAACUCUGACAAAAUAUAAAGAUGAUGUUACUGAUCAAUGCUUUUUUAUUGUUGAGCAUUUUUAUAUUAGAGACUUGAAAGUUGAAGAAAUGGGACAAAUAACGGUCUUUUGGAUAAACAGCGCGCAAUAGCCUUAGCGGUACCUCUCCGCGACGCACCGCGAUCCGCUAUCAACAACCUUGAUAAAAACGCAAGUGACGAGCAUGCUAAUUUUUAUAAAAAAUUUUUUUCCACCCCCCCGCAGCCUCUGUCACGCAUAUUGAACGCCAUCGGCUGCUGCUGCUGAUGCCAGACCGAUGCCGCUUCGGAGAUGCGGAGACGGAGCACCCGCUGCCGCCCGCGUCUACACGGUCUGCGACGAGUCCAGAUACUUAAUUGUGCGGAAUGUCCCCGCGUUGGGGUGCGGGGAGCAGCUGUCGAAUUUGUUCGGAUCCUACGGGAACGUCGAAGAGUGCAAACCCAUGGAUACGGAAGACUGUGAGCCUUUCACUGAUGUAUUCUGGAUCAAAUUUUCACAGGUCAGCAGUGCAAGGUUUGCAAAGAGAAAAUUGGAUGAGUCAGUUUUCUAUGGAAACCGCCUUCAGGUUUCAUAUGCUCCUCAGUUCGAAACCCUUUCAGACACCAAGGAGAAACUGGAGGGAAGGAGGAAUGAAGUCUUGGGACGGCUAAAGCAUGGAAAAGGUCAAGGAUCAAAGAGCCUCUCUCAAGUUGCUCAUCAUCCUCAUAAUAGGGCAGAUACUUAUCAGUGUGGGCAAGCUUCACCAAUGCUGAGACAUCAAGAGUUUCAGAACUUCAAUCAUAAUAGGGAAUAUAAUACAUCAGCAGAUCAAUCUGGGUGUAUCGGCCAUGUUUCUUCGGACAAGGAAUACUUCCCAUCUUCGUCCAUGAAUCAGACAGUUCAAUUGGUCAGGGAGAAGCUUGAUAAGAUAAAAUCAAGCGCAGAUAAUGUGGAAGCAGGUCCAGCAUCCAAAAGAACGCGAUUAGACAGCAGAAGAAGAAUUUGAUGCUGCAUGUCCAAAGUAAUCAUUUUUGCUUCAGUAGAAAAAGGAGAGAAAACCUAGCACAGUUACUUUAAAAGAUUAUUUGGGAUGUGUAUAUAUAAACCUAGCACAGUUACUUUUAAAAGAUUAUUUGGGAUGUGUAUAUAUAUCCUUAUAAUAGCUUUAGUUGGUGGGCACUCUGAUACUUUGCAUGCACAUGUUCUUGGAGCUGUCACCCUACUAAAAUUUCUUUUGAGAGGCAGAGCAUAUCAUCUUAAAUUAAAAGAUGUAACCACUUGGUCCAUUUUCUCCCUCAUGAAUAUUUGCUUGUAUAUCGGUAUGAAUUUUGCUGGAGUAUGAAAAUUUA
Asparagus officinalis (garden asparagus) is the source of this 2328-nucleotide messenger RNA. RefSeq names its product insulin-like growth factor 2 mRNA-binding protein 1. The transcript is spliced from 9 exons. NCBI's taxonomy places the organism in Eukaryota, Viridiplantae, Streptophyta, Magnoliopsida, Asparagales, Asparagaceae. Gene Ontology annotation, molecular function: RNA binding. Gene Ontology annotation, cellular component: nucleoplasm. Bases 1278 to 1985 code for a protein of 235 amino acids. The record is from RefSeq and is a predicted model, not a curated record.